Molecule: messenger RNA, 927 nt
Organism: Octodon degus (degu)
Lineage: Eukaryota; Metazoa; Chordata; Mammalia; Rodentia; Octodontidae
Product: olfactory receptor 4A47-like
Exons: 1
Coding region: 7-927 (306 amino acids)
Biological process (GO): G protein-coupled receptor signaling pathway
Cellular component (GO): membrane
Molecular function (GO): G protein-coupled receptor activity; olfactory receptor activity
Source: RefSeq, a predicted model, not a curated record
GCACACAUGGAACAAAGGGGAAAUGUAACUGAGUUUGUGCUCUUGGGGCUCACUCAGAGCCCCCAGGGUGAAAAGAUAUUAUUUGCUGUAUUCUUCCUUAUCUAUAUGUUGACAAUGACAGGCAACAUAUUUAUUGUCUUAACUGUGGUGCUAAGCCCAGCCUUGGACUCCCCAAUGUUCUUUUUUCUUGGCUACUUAUCCUUUAUGGAUGCUGUUUAUUCCACUACAGUUACCCCAAAUAUGAUUAAAGACCUACUUUAUAAGAAGAAAACCAUUUCCUUCAGAGCUUGCAUGACACAACUUUUUGUAGGUCACUUAUUUGGUGGCAUUGACAUAAUAAUCUUAGUCGUCAUGGCCUAUGAUCGUUAUGUGGCCAUCCACAAACCCUUGCACUAUCUGACCAUCAUGAACCAACAGCGGUGUGCUCUGCUGCUGCUGCUCACCUGGGUUGGGGGUGUUGUGCAUGCUGCCCCACAUGUUCUUUUUGUUUACAACCUUCCUUUCUGUGGCCCCAAUGUCAUCGACCACUUUAUCUGUGACAUAUAUCCUUUAAUAAAACUUGCCUGCAUAGACACCUAUGUUGUUGGCUUCACUGUACUGGCCAAUGAUGGGGUUAUUUCUAUAGCCAUAUUUGCAAUCUUGCUGGUUUCUUAUGGUAUCAUUCUGCACUCCCUGAGGAACCUGAGUCAGGAAGGGAGGCACAAGGCCCUAUCCACAUGUGGCUCCCACAUCAUGGUGGUUGUGCUCUUCUUUGUUCCUUGCUUGUUUAUAUAUGUGAGACCUCUCUAUACCUUACCCAGUGAUAAAUAUUUAGCUGUGUUUUACACUGUUAUUACUCCUAUGCUGAACCCUGUAAUCUAUACUCUAAGAAAUGCAGAGAUAAAAAGUGCCAUGAAGAAUCUCUGGACAAUGAAAUUAAUAAAAUAA